This is a messenger RNA of Diorhabda sublineata, 4975 nucleotides long. RefSeq names its product colorectal mutant cancer protein. The record is from RefSeq and is a predicted model, not a curated record. The coding region runs from base 485 to 2773 and encodes 762 amino acids. NCBI's taxonomy places the organism in Eukaryota, Metazoa, Arthropoda, Insecta, Coleoptera, Chrysomelidae. Gene Ontology annotation, molecular function: calcium ion binding. The transcript has 14 exons.
GCAGUGUUAACGGUGCAGUGAAUUGAGUUUGUUGGAGUUUAUACGGACGCCUCCUUCAGCGGAUAUCGGGUGCCAAGUAUUGUGCACGUUGUUGUUUUUUUUUCUCAUCGACACGGUAUGAACCGCGUGUGUCCUUGACUUUUUAAUGUUUAGUGACAGUUUUUAGUGUAGGAAGAAUGUGAAGCAUAAUUAGUUUUGACCUUAAUUUAAAGCGGAUAAUAGGUAUCUACCGCUAUGAGAUUAAUAAAAGUGUAGCCUCAAGAGAAUAACAAUCAUACUGGCGGGGGCAGAUUUAGCACUAGAAAACGGGUGUGGCGAGGGGGGCGGGGGAGGCGAAAAGAGUUGUCUUACAACGUACAUAUUUAAUCCAGUGGACACCUGUACCGGAACGCCUAGUCCAGAAAAAACCCAUCUGAAAACACCAGAUUCUGGGCCGAAACUUAGUCCCGCCCAAGAUGUUGUUUCGUCGACAGACGUCGCCCAUAUGCAUCCGAAUUUUUUGUUCGGAAAAGUACUACCCGAUGGAAAACCAAAUUUUCUCACAGACUACGAGCUAAGCUUUAAAAAUUGUAAUUUUGAUGUUGGUGCAGAUCAUGCGAAGUGUUGCGUCGGGGGACAUUUUGGAAGAGAUCUGAGUUUCGGUCACUUGUACACCAUCAGCAAGAGUGAUCGAUUCGUGGAGGAACGCACUUACGAUGAACCGUACACUGGAGAUUUGCCAAGAAGAUCUUGGUUAUGUUGUCCAGGAUCACAACAACAUGUCGGCGAUGGUGAUCAGCCUCCUUUAUUAGAUACAGCAACUACAUCCUCGAAAACUCCAACUUCCCCCUUAGUGGAUGCUGUCACUAAACCUCCCAGUUACAGUAUGUGCUCCGGAACAUGUGAAAGACUGCAACGUCAAUUAGAUGAUCAAGCACAACGUUAUGAAGAACAAUUGACCGAGCUACAUUCUGUAAUAGCAGAAUUGACUAGAAAAUUACAUCAUCAGAGAUCGCUGGUUAUAGCUGAGGAGGAGGAAGUUUCAGAAUCGUGCACAAGCGCUCAUGAAGAAUCGGUAACUUGUCCGUUAGAAGUUAGUGAGUUGGAACCCGUAGAUAAUGAAUUGUCAGACGUUGAUAAUAAAAUACCAUUUCCCGAAAGUCCGCAAGCGUUACCCGAGCCAAAAUUAUCACUUUCCAAUCACGAAAACAACGAACUUUCUCCAUUCACAGAAAUAGUGGAACCUCUAAAGAAUGAAAUAACUAAUUUAAAACAGCAGUUACAUGAAGCACAUACCAGAUUAGCUCAAAUGUCUUUAGCAAGAAUUGAAGAAACGUCUAACGAUAAAAAUAUAGAAUCUCCCGAGUCACAUUUAGAAAUUGAUUGCGAACCAAAGAUGUAUCAGGAAGAUAAGGUGGAUAUAAAAUACAGCAACAUUGUACCUAUACAUAGGACAAACAUCAGGAAUAAUUGUUACUCCAGUGCUCCUGUACCAAAAGUGGCUGAAAGAAUCAAACUGAAAAGAGCUACGGAUCAGCGGGGCAUAAAUCCAAACGAUUUACUUAAUAGUGAUUUGUCAACAGCUGUUGCUGAACAUAUUGUUGGUGAUAUUUUGAAGCAAUGCGAUAUUCAGGCUGAGAAGCAAGGACUGGAUUUCGAAUUAAGAAAAAUGAACGCCAAAUUGGAGAAUGCGAGAUCGCAGAAUUCAGUACUGGCAUUAACGCUUUCAGAAACGAAAGCGCAUUGUGAUAGAUUGGCCUUACUAUGUGGUAAAUACGAAUCUAACGCUAUAGCUUUACAAUUGGCGUUGGGAAUAAGUGAUAGAAUCAUCGAAGCCUACGAUGUACUUUUGGCUCUACUAGAAACUGAGCUAACUUUGAAAGAAGACGAUUCAGAUACUUUACAAAAUAGAAGUGCCGCCGAAACGGUAGCCAAACAACUUCUUCAUCAUUUAGAUUCAUAUCAAAGUACAGAUGUUUUAUUAUCACCUUGGCAGAAUAAUGUUUAUAGUAGUCCUACAAUAGAUAGUAACGAAACUUGGACAUCCGAACAUGAAGUAAGACUUAGAGAACACGUUUCGAGACUGAAAGCGGAACGAAGCAAUAUUCAGGGAACAUAUGUGAUUUUGGAAUCGACGCAACUUGAAAAUUUACCUGUACGACCUUCCAGUAGCCAAGAAGCUAGAAAGAUGGAUUUAGAAAUGGCUGUGUUGAUGCAGGAACUUAUGGGUUUACGAGAAGAUAAGUCCGAAUUAAUAUCAAAACUUUUUGCUCUGGAAAGAGAAAAAUGUGCCAUUGAACUUAAACUUAGAUAUUCAGAAGGACAACAAAAGGCUCAAUCUGCAACAUUGAAAAAUCUCCAAGGGCAUUUAAAAGAUACCGAAGCCUUACUAGCAAUAGCCACCCAGCAUAAAGAACAAGGUUACUCCGAUGCGGAACAUGCACAAGGUGUAGAAUUGGAAUUGAUGCAAGCAUUAGCAAGAGAGGCAAGACUGAAAGUUAGAUUACAGGAGUUGGUUUCUACUUUGGAACAGGUUACAAAAAACGCUGAAGCAAGAUUGUUAGAAGGAAGAGAAAUAGUACAAGAUUUAAAUCAAACAAAUAGUAUAUUAGCUGAUACUGUAGACAGAAAUAACAAAAAAUAUCAAGCCAAACUAAAAAAAAUGGAACAACAAAUGUUUAUCUUAGUAGAAAAGCACAAUGCACAGGUUCACAAUUUGCAACAACGGAUAGCUACUUUAGAAACGCCUCCAACUAAUAGUUCGGAAAAUUCUAUAAAUUCAGUAGCAGUCUAAUUGUGGAGUCCUUAAAACGAUUCUUCAAGUUCUGUUGAUCUCCUUUCUAUUUUAUAAUUUGAACAAAAAGCAUUUAAUGCCGUGCUUAUGUACGAAAAUUAGUAUUCAAAAAAUGGUAUCCGUGUACGAUUGUUAAAGUGAAAUUAUGAAAAUACUAUUCCAAUUCACAUACUUGUUGACUAUUAUUUCAUUGAAUCAUAUUUGUCUAUUUUUCCAUCAUCCAAUACAUAAAUAAUACUAUGAAACAUAAUAAUUAAUGGUAAUUAUCUAUAUUAGGUUACACCCCUCCGAUUACGUAAAAUUUUAGUGUUAUAGGGCGCGAAAAGCAAAACUUCACAUAGUUUUUCAACUUUAAGGUUCCAGAAAAAGAAGAAUAUUUUAUACAUCAUAGUUUAUUGCUUUGCAUGUCUUCAUUACCUAAUGAUGACAUCAUGGGUACAUAUGCGGUAUGGGAUUUUUGAAGCUUUCUGUUGAAGCACUUCCAAAUUUUUGCCCGAAUAAACCUCAAAUAUUUUUUAAUUCUAUCCUAUCUAUCACCUUUUUUUGAAACGCCCUGUAUAUACUUGUUAAGCGUUAUUUUCUCUAUAACCUACUACAAUUCCAACGAAAUUUAAAUAAUUACCUAAUUAAUUAUAUAAUUGGAUAAUUAUAUAUUAUAUAAUUAAUCUUGUUUAUCAUAAAUCCCAUGUGUAAUAGAAUGAACCGCCCUAUGUCCUUACAGUUAUGGAAGAUGGAUUUACCUCUAACCUCCAUAGUUGAAGUACAAAACUUUUUCUUAUAAUAGAUAAAAUAUGUUCCCCUAAGUUCUUGAAUUUUUUAUACAUACUGUCUUCCAAAAAAUUUUUAUUAUAUGAGGGCCGUUUCUUUUUCAACCUCCGAUCGCUCCGUGCAGCUGCUACGCGGACAUGCGCUGUAGUAUGAUUCGUCGAGUUGACAGAAUGGUUAAACACAACCGCAUAUUCACCAUUACUGCCUUGCCUACGGAAUUUCCAGAAGUUUCAAGGUCUCUUUUGUACUCUACUUGAAUUCAUUGGCGGCAACUUUCUUUGAAGAGGGCAUUGAAAAGCUUGUCCACAGAAAUGACAUAUGUGUCAAUCUUUUGGUUUGUUUUAUAUGAACUUGUCUCUUAUUUAUAGUCUAUCGGAGGUUGAAAAAAAACGGUCUUUGUAUAUAUGUUACAGUUAAAAUCCGUUUUGAGGUUAUUCUAGUUUUGACAAGGAAAGAUUAGUUUUCACAAUCCCGUUAAAACAUGUUUUUACUAGUCAAAACUAGUUUUGACUAGUACCCUUGGAGUUAAAACUAUUUUUUUUACAUUUUUCAUCAGAAAAUACCAGCAUUAACUAUUUUUUUCUCAUUUAAUAGAAUUUUCUGUGGAAAUUAGCAUUUCAAUGGAGAAUUCUAGUAAUGGAAAACAGUGUUUUCAGUUGAAAAAUUUAUAGUUUCAAAAUUUUAUUCUAGUAGAACACUAAAAAGUUAGAAUUUUUGAAAUAAACCUCGGUGGUAUAUUAUUUUUUUUUGUACAAACCGCGAUUAGAAAAGAUUUUUUCCAGGAGCAUCUUACAAAACCUUGCCAUCCACCUAAAUUGAGGGACUCCAUGGUGGAAAUACCUCCGAACAUGCAGUGUAUUUAGACCUACAAAACAAUUAUAAUAAGGAAUAUACAAUUUUAUUUCAAUUGCCUACCCAAAAAAAUAUGUAGUUAACUCUGAAAAGGUUUGUGACUAGUGACUAGUUUUCCCUAGUCUAAAAUUAACUGGAUGCGGGUUUUAACUGAAACCAAUAUAUUAAAUAUAAUAAAAUAUACAGUACAAUAAAAAAGUUUUUAUUCAUUUCAUAUUCAUUACAAUUAUUAGUCAUCCAUAUUUGAAUAUUUGUUAUAAAAACUGAGCUUGUUAUUUUACUUUGUGCAAUUUUUUCUUCCAUAUAAAUUUAUUUGUAUAUCGCAGUAAAAUAAGUUUAUUUGGUUUAUAGAAAAAAAAUUGUUUGUGUAAUAUAUCAAAUUAUCAAAUAUUUUCAUGUGAUUUGGAAUAGUUAUUAACGUGUUAAGGUGUGUCUGCAUCGCUGUGAUUAACUUUACCCUUAUUUAGAAUGGCAAAGAUACAUAUUAUCAGGAAAAAUAUUUAUUUAUAAUGAGAUUUGCUAUAUUACGUACUAAUACUAUUUGUUUUGUUAAAAUUUGUUUUGUACAAUAAACUUUUUUAA